CUAUAAAAACUUUGCAGCAAGAAGUAAUCGAAACUGAACUUAAUGACAGCAAUAUUAGAAUGCAAGAAAUCAUAAAUACACUCAUUAAUCAUACCCAAGCCUCUUCUAAUACACAAUCAUUAUACGUUUUUGAAGAAAAAGAUGAUUUUAUUAAAUUUGCAUUACCUCUUCUUGCCUAUCAUAAUUGGAUAAAGGAAGAUGAAAAAAUUGAUUAUCUUAUUCAUAAAUUAACCCUGAAAAUAUUGCCUGAUUACCAAGAAGAAAUUAUUCAAUAUGAAAUGGGAAUUGGGCGAAUGAGUCCUCACCAAAAAAUUAUAUGGAAAUUUGAAAUAAAUUCGAUUAGUAUUGAUGAAAAUUCUAUUUUUCGUUUAGAUGAAUCUACAUUUAUUAUUAGGUCAACCGAAGGUGAAGGUGAUUACACAAUUCAAAAAACCGGAGAUAAGCAAACAACUUACUUACUUCCCGAUGACAAUGAUAUUCAAACUUAUAAGGAGCGGACUAAUAAUAAUAUUAUCAUUAAUGACAUGGAAAAACAGAUAAAUGAAAUAAAUUGUCAUAUAGAUCAAUGGGUAGUGCGAAUAGGAAAUCUUCUUCAAAAAAUCGACUUAAAUAAUGUACCUUUAGAAAAAAAAAGAGAGAUUGUUAUUAAAUUAGAAGAA
Racocetra fulgida is the source of this 659-nucleotide messenger RNA. The record is from the annotation of a GenBank genome assembly. Lineage: Eukaryota; Fungi; Glomeromycota; Glomeromycetes; Diversisporales; Gigasporaceae.